This is a messenger RNA of Malassezia sympodialis ATCC 42132, 1683 nucleotides long. RefSeq lists its product as uncharacterized. Gene Ontology annotation, molecular function: protein binding. Lineage: Eukaryota; Fungi; Basidiomycota; Malasseziomycetes; Malasseziales; Malasseziaceae. The record is from RefSeq and is a predicted model, not a curated record. Gene Ontology annotation, cellular component: cytoplasm.
AUGCCACAAAGCAACGGAGGCGUCGCGGCUCUGAAGCCCGUGGGGUCACAAGAUGGCCUCGUGUGCCCGGCAUUGCAUUUGUAUCCCUUGAACGAUACCUUUGUCCCAAAACAGAUCAACCUGGCACCUCCUAGUUCUCGAAAUCGCAUUAAGAUCGGGCGCUACUCUAACAACAAGUCUGUGCCAAGCCCGGUGAACGGAUUUUUCGACAGCAAAGUGCUCUCGCGCGCCCAUGCAGAAGUGUGGUGCGAAAAUGACAGGGUGUAUAUCAAGGACGUCAAGUCUUCCAAUGGCACCUUUAUCAAUGGCACGCGUUUGUCGCCCGAGUCACAGGAAUCCGAGCCAGCUGAGCUUCACAGCGAUGACGUCGUCGAUUUCGGUAUCGACAUUCUGACUGACGAUAACAAGGAAAUCCUGCACCGACGCGUCGCCUGCCGCGUGUUCCUUGUAAUUUCACCCGAGGAUGCUCUUAAACUGCGCAACGACUUCACCAGCUUGUAUCGCGGUGGCGUGCAUGGAGGUACUUUGAGCAAUGCGGGUCUGUGCCCUGGCGCCGAGGGGGGCUUCCGUCGUGGCAAGACGGGCGUCAACCUGGACCACGUAUUGUAUCGACUGCAGAAUGAGCUGCAGAAAAGCAAGCUGGUAGGCACGGAGCUCAAGGCCCUGGGUACGACCAUUCAGAACAUCAACGAGACGUUGGGCGGCGGCGCUGUGCAGCCCCAAGACGCACCAUUCCCCCAGCUGGUUCCCGCCAAAGGGACUACCGAAGAGAAAGAACGAGCCAACGCCUCCAGCAUGGAUGCCUCGGCAUUUGCCAGCUUCGAAUCCCAAUUGGCAAGCACUCACGACAUGCUGGCCGCCCAUGUUGACAAGAUCAAGAGCCUUGAGUCGACUCUCGCUGCUUAUGAACAUAUCAAGGAAGAAGUGGCAUCCCUCAAGUUGGAGCUGGAGCAGACCAAGCGCACUGUGGGCACGAGUGACCCACAGCAUGACACUAAGGCGUGGGCUGCACUCGGCCUAUCUGACCAGGUGCGGGUGAUGCCAGAUGGCUUUGACGAUGAGGCGAGUGUCACAAGCACGGACACUGAGGUACCAGUGUUAGAAACGCCUGUGCCCGACCCUAGUCAUGCGGCCCAUGUGCCCUUGCCGCGUGCUGAAACAUUGGAGCCCACCGUUGACCAUGAGAAUCUUCUUAUGCGUAUCGAGGCGCUGGAACAAUCCCACCAUGCUCAAUCUCAAGCGUCCAUGAGCCAGGCGUCGUCAUCAGAUACGGCAGAUCUUUUAGCCCGCCUGGAGCGCCUCGAGAAGGCCGUGCAGACGCAGCCGCCCGUGGACGCACCACUGUCGCCGGAGAUGAUCAAUCCGUCGUUGGCCGAGUGGCGUGCUACCUUCGAGCAGCGCUGGAAAGAACAGUCACAGGGCUGGGAGGCGGCGCAACAAAAGAUUAACGAUGCCAUUGUGUAUUGGAGCAACCCUGCCACACCGCGCAUGGUUUCGUAUGCCUGCCCAACUGUCGACGCGAAAGGGUCAGCGCGGGAAAAGCCGAAGCGGCACUGGAUCUAUAAGAUUGUGGAUCCAGCCUACCAAGCACUUGGUGUGACUUUGAUCAUGGUUGGCAUGGCCGUGCCGACUGUGCUGGCCUACUCGGCGCUGAAACACCUGCUCCAUGCUCUGGGCCACUAA